UCUCCACUGAGCGCGUCCGCCGGCCUCCGACGUCCUUCGGGAGCUCCCCGACCCUAGCGGCACCAGGACUCGAAUCCCAGAGGCGACCCCGGGGAAGCUGACCCCCCGUCCCCCGGGGGAGGCGGAGCUUCGGAGCCGGAAGAAGCCUGGGUUACCAGGGAAACGCCGCGCGCCGGCGCCAACCCGGCUACUGCGGCCGGAGCGGAGGCGAAGGCUGGCUGGUCCCGCAUUUCCUGGCGCGGGCUCCGCUCGGAGCCGGGUCCUGCCCAUGGGAGUCUAGAGAGAAAGGCUUGGGGCCCGAGACAGGUCCGGCUAGUUUAUUAAUAGUUGAAUCACGUUAUGGGAUUGCUAGACAAACUGUCAUGCCUGCUGGGCCUGAAGAAGAAAGAGGUUCAUGUGUUAUGCCUUGGACUGGACAACAGUGGCAAAACAACUAUCAUUAACAAGCUUAAACCUGCAAAUGCUCAGUCUCAAGAUAUAGUUCCAACAAUAGGAUUCAACAUUGAAAAAUUCAGAUCAUCCAGUUUGUCUUUUACAGUGUUUGAUAUGUCAGGUCAAGGAAGAUACAGAAAUCUCUGGGAACACUAUUACAAAGAAGGACAAGCCAUUAUUUUUGUCAUUGAUAGUAGUGACAGAUUGAGAAUGGUUGUGGCCAAAGAAGAACUGGAGACUCUUCUGAAUCACCCAGAUAUAAAACACCGCCGGAUACCAAUCUUAUUCUUCGCAAACAAAAUGGAUCUUAGAGAUGCAGUAACAUCUGUAAAAGUAUCUCAAUUGCUGUGUUUAGAAAACAUCAAAGAUAAACCCUGGCAUAUUUGUGCUAGUGAUGCCAUUAAAGGAGAAGGACUACAAGAAGGUGUAGACUGGCUUCAAGAUCAGAUCCAGGCUGUGAAGACAUGAAAAGAUAGUAUUUGGAAACCUCAACAAUUUUCAAUUCAAGGAAUUUAUAUUUAAGUCAACCUGAAACCUUUAAAGGUUCUGAAAGAUUUCUGUGCAUCUAAGAAUGCGUUAUAAUAUUCUGCUUUUAUUUAUGGACUUCAAAUUAGCUUUUUAACAAUAUAGGACUUCAGUUAUGAUAACUUGCCCCAAAUUAGUUCUUCUCUCAGAAGGGUUCCCUAGAAUUAUCAGCCUCUUGGUAAAGGUCUGUAUUCAAUUAGAAUGGUAUAAGCCAACUCCAUGUCUCAUCAUGAUUUAGUAUAUAUUUUAUGCAUUUAGUUUUUAAAUUGUCUGUUUUUAAAUUUUAAUGUAUGAUAUAUAACUUCACAGUAUGAAUUGUGCUUGCAAAAGAAAAACUUUAGAUAUGUAUAAGGGACCAGGGUCAUUGAGCCAUAUUAAAUUUUUGCUAUAUGUAUCCAUUAAUAAAACAUAUAUACUAUACCAAUCAUUGUGCUUGAUUUAUGAUGAAAACAGUACUGUUAAGGUGAUAAUGGUGUUUUACUUUCAUUCAUUUGUAAAUGAUGUAAAAAUAAAUGUCCUUAAAGAAUAUUUCUUGAA
Molecule: messenger RNA, 1494 nt
Organism: Echinops telfairi (small Madagascar hedgehog)
Lineage: Eukaryota; Metazoa; Chordata; Mammalia; Afrosoricida; Tenrecidae
Gene: ARL6
Product: ADP ribosylation factor like GTPase 6
Exons: 8
Coding region: 340-900 (186 amino acids)
Biological process (GO): protein localization to cilium; cilium assembly; vesicle-mediated transport
Cellular component (GO): axoneme; cytoplasm
Molecular function (GO): GTP binding; GTPase activity
Source: RefSeq, a predicted model, not a curated record